AUGGCCGUGGCCCUGGAGCUCCACCGUGAGAUGGAUGCCAACGCCAGUGUCACACCUGUAGAGCGUGAAAUGCGGAGGCGUCUAUUCUGGACAUGCUACCUCCUGGACCGCUUCAUGGCCUGUGGCUCGAAAAGACCGUCACUCAUUCAUGACAGCACAAUUUUCCUCCGACUACCGAGUUGGCUGAACAGCUCCACCUCGAUGCCUGUAAAUGGCGACUUCUUCCAGACCGCAUCUAAUCUGCAGUACCUUCAAAACGGAGCAGGGAAACGGCUGCAAGGCGGAAGCGGUAUGCUCAUCGACAUCAGCCGGAUCCUCGGCAUCACGAAUCGCUAUCUCGCCGCUGGCGGCGUCAAAGGCGACUCCCACUUUCCCUGGCACUCACUAUCGAAUCUAUCCAAAAUUCGCCAAGACCUGGACCUGUGGGCAACGGGUGCACAGGACAUCUUCUCGAGCGUCGAGACGCUCUUUAGCCAACCGGACGCAACCGUUUUAGUCAUGAGCAAACUCAUUUAUCACCUCAUACACUGUCUCAUCUACCGACCUUUCCUGCCCGUCGAUCUUGCCGAGCUCUCCGGUACAGGGCAGCAUCAGUCCUGGCAAAUCGAGGCGACAAACAUGUGCUUCCUGCAUGCCAACGCCAUUGCAGAGCUUACGGAACUUGGCAGGCAGAUGCCCCAAAUCGAGUGGCCUGGCUUUGUCGGCUACUGUAUCUGCACCGCCGGCACGGUCCAUAUCCAUGGAGCGCAUUAUAACAAGAAUGCCGCAGGCAACGAGAUGGGUAUCUUUGCAACAUCAGCCGAGUUCUUGUCCCGGGAGAUGCAGCACAUGGCCGAAAUGCGCCAUGCCUGGGCGUGUGUCGAGCACCACCGCCAAACACUGCAAAGCAUCUACAGUGCGCAUACGGAGCUUGUCAAGAAUGUCUCCAACAGCCCCAUGCGGUACUCGCCAGUGUUCCAAUUGGAAGAUUUUUUCGAUCGGUAUUUGAACAUUGGCGGGCCUGGCGGCUCAUCGUUCAACUUUGACGCCUCCAACCUUAUAUUGGCAGAUGUUCUCGUUGACUUUAAGCCAGAUAGCUAUGCAGGCCACAACCUGUAUACUACAAAGGUCGACUACAGAGACCCGUCUGGCGACACAUGCAACAGUGCCAACUGUGCUAGCAGUGCCAACAAUGGUGGAGCGAAUUCGGCCAGUGGAGAUAGUGCCAUGGAUGUGGUCAUCCCUGAGCGGCCGAGUUUGAAGCGUCGGAAGACGGUCCCGGCGAUAGCGCUUCCAGGCGGUCCCGGGGCCAAUAACCCUGUUGGUGGAAUGCAAACCCCUCGCAGCACGCAAACACCGGUACUGCAGCGGGGACCCUAUUCAGCUGCCCCAUUUUCAACGCACAACAACCCAGGCCUCCUUACAUCACCAAGCUCGAUGGCGCGCUCGAUUCCACACCCCACCGGUAGUAUCGACGACCAAAUGCUAGGCAACGACAAGCAGUCUAACAUGGGCGAUAUGCCUGGCUUGUCAUUUGGCUCGCAGAUGGGUCUACACGGCCAACCCCAGGAACAACAGCAGCACCCGAUGCAACAACAGCAGCACCAGCCAUUGCCUUCCUCGGGAACACCCUUUAGCCCAGGCUUUACCUUUUCCACUCUUGCUGGAAAUGUCGCCGUGCCGGGUUCUGGAUCAGCUACUCUACCUGGCGCCCAUCGGGACAUGGGCCACGCUGGUAUGGUCCAAGGCGACGGCCAGGUCGCGCUCAGCGGCUACGACCCUAUGUUUACAACAAUGCCGACCAAUUCCUUCGCAAGCCCUUCGCCCUGGAUUGCCGAUCAAUCCUCCGGUGCGGGCAAGCCAACACCUGGUGUCGCUCUUCAGAACAGUCCUGACGGCCGCAGCAACGACGGCAGCACCGGAGGCACCGCGGCAGGAGAUGAAAAGGAUCCGUUCCUAAGUCUACUCGAGCAGCUGGCGGAGAAUGAAUACGCCCGGGGUCCUGGAAAUGAACUGGACUUUUUCCUGGCCAGCAACGCGGGUUCGGUUUAA
Sporothrix brasiliensis 5110 is the source of this 2031-nucleotide messenger RNA. RefSeq names its product fungal specific transcription factor domain containing protein. Lineage: Eukaryota; Fungi; Ascomycota; Sordariomycetes; Ophiostomatales; Ophiostomataceae. The transcript has a single exon. Gene Ontology annotation, cellular component: nucleus. Gene Ontology annotation, biological process: DNA-templated transcription. The record is from RefSeq and is a predicted model, not a curated record. Gene Ontology annotation, molecular function: zinc ion binding; DNA binding. Bases 1 to 2031 code for a protein of 676 amino acids.